This is a messenger RNA of Chelonus insularis, 1779 nucleotides long. RefSeq lists its product as uncharacterized. The transcript is spliced from 4 exons. Lineage: Eukaryota; Metazoa; Arthropoda; Insecta; Hymenoptera; Braconidae. Bases 96 to 1352 code for a protein of 418 amino acids. The record is from RefSeq and is a predicted model, not a curated record.
CGCGAGACCAGUUCGAGAACGCGACCCUAACACUGACAUCCGGUUUUUAAAAUAGUUCACGGAAGCUUUACAAAUCUUACUAAUAUUCUGAUAAUAUGAAGAUCAUUCUGUUACUUCUUGUCACCACAUUUAUUGUUUCAGCUCAAAGGAUAACAACAAUUCAACUCGAUGGAGUUCAGUACUUUGUUUCAAGAAUGAAUCCUUAUAGUCCUGAAUUGAAUUAUUUCUUAGCUUAUCAGUAUUGUCGUUCACUUGGUCUACAAUUAGCAUCUUUUGAAACAAAAGAAAAAGCAGAUACGAUGACUCAAUAUUUGAAAAAUGCUGGAUAUACUAAAUAUGACUUCUGGACCUCAGGAAAUAAAUUGGGAACGGAUAUGUUUUUAUGGAUGAGUACUGGACUACCUUUUAAUGCUACUUUUGAUUAUAUGUUAAGACGUUCUGGUAACAGAGCAGUUGAUGUACCUCCUGGUACUGAACCACAAAGGGUAGCACGAGAAAGUGGAGAUAGUGGAAGUACUGAUGGUUGCGUAGCAAUGGUAUCACCAACUUUAGCAUGGGAUGCACAAGAUUGUACGCUCAUUAAGGAUUUCAUUUGCGAGCAGACGCGAUGUUAUUAUUAUAACUACGGAAGCAUACCGGUUUCGGCAACUCAGGGAACUCGUAAACCUUAUGCAACGACGACAACAGCCUUGCCGGAAUUCAACAAAGAUGAUGAGACGGCGGAUAAGUUGGAGACAGAGACAACAGGUGUAGAUGAAAAAGUAGAAAAUAAUAAUGAUCAGACCGAAACUACCGAUAAACAAGAAGAAAAUGUAAAUGAAAAUGAAAAACACGAUGAGGAAAUUCCACCAAAUACAUCAUUUGAUUCGGCUUCUGCUCAUCCUGAAGAUCUUGUGAUUGGUCGACUGAUGAGUACAUUAUCCUCUGAUUCUUUGACGACCGGAAAGAGUAAAGAAGAAACAAUAAAAGUUAAGAGAAUUAGAACUGAGGAUAUACCAGAUAUUACGAGUUUAUUUACUAGUAACACUGGCAUUAAACCAAGAACUGAGAGUGUCUUUGAUGGACUAGAAACUCAUGAAAUCCGUUCAAUUCCUCGAACAAAUUUACCAGGUUCAAUUUAUGAAAAAGCUAAAUUGAUACCAGAAAAUGGUGUUGAAGAAUCAAAAACUAUUGGGCCAUACGAGAGUGUUCAAGAUUAUGUUAAUGAUGAACCGGAAAGUGGAAUUGCUUCUGAAGCGUCAAAGGAUCAAGAGGAAGAUUCUAGUACUAUAUUACCUAAUGCUGAACCAGCUUAUAGGUACAACAUUAAAGUCCGCUCCAACGGAAAAGUAUUAGACCCUCCGUCCAAGUAGUUUUUUUCAGUAAAAUAAGUAGAUCUUAAGUUUAUCUUUGUAGUAUUCAUGAAACCACAAAAUUAAUUAAUUCCAGUCAUUGAUAUAUAAAUUAGAGAAUGAUGAAUUACCAAGGCAAUAUCAUCGAUUUGAAAAAAAUUUAUCAAUUUAUAGAUAAUUAUUAUAUGAUAAAUAUAAUUAGAUAUGACGUCAGAGGACGUAAAAAGCUAAAGCUUUAUGGUGAUGGGCCAAGGGAUGUCCACUGAUGUCAUGUUCGAUGUUUUUUGCCAAUUAGAAUACGAGUGCAAGACGAAAUGUUUUAUACUAACUCUUUUGAUAAUUUACGACGAUUUUUUAUCAUAACAUUUACGUCAUCCAGUCGUAUUCAAUUAUAUUUAAAAUUAAAUUGUAACAUUUUUUUCAUCAAUAAUAUUUUUUUUAACAUUUA